Morus notabilis is the source of this 820-nucleotide messenger RNA. Its product is annotated as cytochrome c oxidase subunit 5b-2, mitochondrial. The transcript has 6 exons. Gene Ontology annotation, cellular component: mitochondrial envelope. Gene Ontology annotation, biological process: mitochondrial electron transport, cytochrome c to oxygen. The record is from RefSeq and is a predicted model, not a curated record. Lineage: Eukaryota; Viridiplantae; Streptophyta; Magnoliopsida; Rosales; Moraceae. Bases 99 to 620 code for a protein of 173 amino acids.
UCUUCAUUUUUUUUUUUUUCAACCAAAAAAAUUUCAUUUUAUUGCAUUUGGUAGGUCAGGUGGAGGUUGGGCAAAAGUGAAAGAAGAAGACCGGCAAAAUGUGGAGGCGAGUGGUAUCGUUGUCCUCAGCUUAUCAGCUCCAGAACGCUCCAUGGCGAUCCUCUACUCUCGAUCUCUCCCGCCGCUUCCUCACCUCUGUAUCCUCCGCUGCCUCCUCCUCCACGACGCCGUUUCAACGAUCCGCUGCUCUCUCCUCUCCUCUCGCCGCCACCGCUUCAGAUAAACUUUUCAAGAGGAGUGUUGAGGAUAUUAUGCCCAUUGCUACCGGCCACGAGCGCGAGGAACUACAGGCCGAGCUCGAGGGAAGGGACAUUCUUGAGAUAAAUUAUCCAGUUGGUCCCUUUGGUACCAAGGGAGAACCUGCUGUGGUUAAGUCUUUCUAUGAUAAGAGAAUUGUUGGAUGCCCAGGUGGUGAGGGAGAAGAUGAGCAUGAUGUUGUUUGGUUUUGGCUUGAAAAGGGCAAACCCCAUGAAUGCCCAGUCUGCUCUCAACACUUCAUGCUCAAAGUGGUUGGUCCUGGUGGUCCUCCUGAUGGUCAUGGAGAUCACAAUCAUCAUUGAAGUGGCUUGUGAGUUGUCGAGCUUUUUGCUGGAAUAAAAUUUUGAAUAAUUUAUCAGGAAACCAAUCUGCUAUAUAUUGUAUAGCAGUUGUUAGAUUCAAUUUCAUGUUUUGUUCAUUCAUUGUAACUCUUGAGUCAUUUUUGGCCUUCUCACAACAGCUUGAAAUAAUGCAAUCAUUGAUGGUUACGAGAUUGAUAUUU